AUGGCCGACUCCAAAAACAAAAGCGCCUAUGGCGCGCCCGCGGGGGACACCGACUUCCGCAAGAACUGGGACCUGGACGAGUACGCGGCCAAGGGCAAGGAGCGCGAGGCCCGGGAAAAGGAAGAGGCCAAGGCGCGGUAUGAGGCCAAGCUCGCGGGCAAGAAAUACCACAAGCCCCUGACGGGUAACGAGACGUACACGACGGCGCGGCGCCAUGUCAUGGACCUCAGCGCGCAGGUGGGCAAGACGCAGCUCGUGCCCGCGGGCGCCGGCGUGGGCAAGCGAGGGCGCGGCGCGGGCUUCUACUGUGACUCGUGCGACCUCACCUUCAAGGACAACAAGCAGUUUGUCGAGCAUCUCAACACGAUCCAGCACCUGGCCAACACGGGCCAAACGGCCCAGGUCAAGCGGGCGACGGUCGACGAGGUGCACGAGCGCAUCGCCUACUACAUCCGCCGGCGGGAGGAGCUAGAACGGGAGCGGGCGACGAGUCUGCACGAGAGGCUGCAGCUGCGCGAGGAUGAGAUGGCCAAGGAGGCGGACGAAAAGAAGCAGCGCAGGCGGGCCGAGGCCGACCGGCGCCGUGAGCAAAAGGAGCACGAGGCCAAGGUCAAGACGGAGUAUGGAGAGGACGUGCGGGUCGAGGGGGAGCACGACGAGGACGACAUGAUGGCCCAGAUGGGCUUUACGGGAUUUGGCGGCUCGAAGCAGAGAUGA
Messenger RNA from Hirsutella rhossiliensis, 717 nucleotides. Its product is annotated as zinc-finger double-stranded RNA-binding domain-containing protein. NCBI's taxonomy places the organism in Eukaryota, Fungi, Ascomycota, Sordariomycetes, Hypocreales, Ophiocordycipitaceae. The record is from RefSeq and is a predicted model, not a curated record. Gene Ontology annotation, biological process: mRNA splicing, via spliceosome. Bases 1 to 717 code for a protein of 238 amino acids. Gene Ontology annotation, molecular function: nucleic acid binding; zinc ion binding. Gene Ontology annotation, cellular component: U4/U6 x U5 tri-snRNP complex; spliceosomal complex. The transcript has a single exon.